CUGUCAUUAUCUGUCACUUCGUCACCAUUAUCCAAACUGUCAAUUUUGUGGAUUGAUUAAAUAUUUAUCAUCAUUAAUGUUAAAAAUAUAGUUAACGACUAUUUAUUUUGCGCUGCGUAAUCCUAAUAAAGUAUACAGUGGCGUAGUUUAGAAUAAGGAAUGUCGAAAUUCGAAGAUAAUCCAUUUAGUGAUCCAGCCAUAGACAAUCCCUUUGCGGAUCCAGCUGUGCAGCAAGUGGCUAGAAGUACUAACAAUGCUACGAGAGGUCUCGAUGACUACAAUCCCUUUGAUGGACAACAAAAUGCAAAUCAGCCUUUGCCUGCCCAGCAACCCACACAGCCGGCCAUCAUGCAGGCAGUGUCUCCCCCACCGGCCGGUGGUGGCCAGUACACACGGCCAAGCCAACAAUCACAGAGCCAAGCACCCCCACCUAACUUCACCACAGCUGACUUUCAAGAGCUAAAGAAGCGGCAAGAAGAGUUAGAAAGGAAAGCGGAAGAGUUAGCGCGGCGUGAGGCGGAACUGCGGGCAGGCUCGGCCGGCAGACGCAACAACUGGCCGCCGCUGCCCGCCUUCUGCCCGAUCCAGCCCUGCUUCUACCAGGACAUCAACGUCGACAUCCCCCUCGAGUUCCAGAGGAUCGUGCGACAUCUGUACCACCUGUGGAUGUUCCACUCGUUGGUGCUAGCACUGAACAUAGUCGGAGGCAUGGCCUUAAUGUUCUCUGGGGCUGGCUUCACAGUAUUUGGGCUGUCGAUACUCUACUUCAUUCUGCUGACGCCCUUCAGCUUCAUCUGCUGGUACCGCCCGAUAUACAAGGCCUUCAGGAGCGACUCCUCCUUCAAUUUCAUGGUGUUCUUCUUCAUAUUCCUGUUCCAAAUGAUCAUUACUUUGGUGCAGUCUAUUGGAUUCAGCGGCGGAGGCUCCUGUGGUCUGAUCACGAGUAUCGCAGCGUUCAGAGAGAACGUUGGCGCCGGCAUCGUGACUCUCCUGGUCACCAUUGGCUUCAUCACGUCAUUGGUGGCAGAUGUUAUGCUUAUGACUAAGGUACAUCGUAUCUACCGGUCGACGGGCGCGUCCAUCGCGAAAGCGCAAGCAGAAUUCACAACGGAAAUUCUUCGCAACCAACAUGUGCAGACCGCAGCCUCGAGCGCCGCGGCCGCCGCCGUCAACGCGCAGAUCGCUAACGCCAACCGAUACUGAACUAUACGAGGUACAAUCGGAUAAGAUAUUUAAGCAGCAUUUAAUUUGUGCGAAAGUACAUAGUAUACAAGCGCUUUUCAAAAUAUAAAUACACUAUUCAGAAUCAAAAUAUUUUCUUGAAUUAUUGUUUUUGUGGACACGCGCGAUUUUAUGUAAUAUUCAUGUUAUACAGAGAUUUAAUAAUUUAAGACCUUUACGACCAGUGCACUGGCAAUGUAAAAAUAAAAUGACUUCGGAAAAAAGCUUGUUAUUGAUGUAUGUAUGUAUUAAGAAUGUUUUAAAAAUAAACAUUCUUCUUUUAUGAUAUUGUAUAUAAAACCCUUCUUUAUUUGCAAAUAAAAUUGUUUCACGAUUUUUCAUUAUGUUUAAUUUAAUAGUAAAUGUACUGAAAUUAAUCAUCAUUAUGUUAUUGUCGUCUCAUGAAACAUUUCUUUUUUUUAUUAGGAAGCUAUUCGUUUAUUUUAGGAUUUUUCAAAUACAUAAUUGUAUAGUACAUGAAUUUUGAGAUAGGCAACUGUCAUGUCCAAAGAACGAUUUUAGUCCUUAAUGCAAACCUUAGUUAAAAACGUCAUACCCAUUCCAGGUUAGCCCGCUCCCAUCUUAGAAUGCAACAUCACUUUCCAUCAGGUGAGAUUGCUGUCAAGGGCUAACUUGUACCUAUCUGAAUAAAAAAAAAAUGAAAAAUCUGAGGGUAAACCGAAACCGUACUUUUGACAUGACACUUGAAACAGAGCAAAUAUAGCAAAGUCCUGUCAAAAAAGUGUAAAAAAAUUAUUAAGUAUAUCAUGCCGUUUUGCCUAGAUUUACCGCGUUAUAAACGUAUAGCUCCUAAAUAAAAAAAACAAUAAUAAGUUUAGUUUUAAUAAAUCAUAAUCAUAAUUUAAUACGAUAAUAUGUAAUAAAUUAUAAUUUAUAAUCUGUUUUCAAUUUAUUUGCUAACUUUUAUGAAUGGCGACUUUUAAAUGUUCUUAUUUUAUGAAAGGUGAUCAUUUUAAGUUGAUCGAGACCCAAGCUGCACGCGCCGCAAAAAUGCAUCUGAUGCCUUUGACGUCACUUGCAUUACUUAAGAUUCAAGAUUUUUAUUAGCAGAAUCAUUUUUUACAAUGAGAUGUUAUUAAGUACAUAUUGUCCAGUAGAAAUGUUAGGCCUAGUUGCAUGUCAAUGCUGUCGAUGCUUAUGUUUUUCGUUAAACUAAAAGGGUAUCUGCAUUUCUCGCUUUUUAAUAUUGCAAAAAAAAGAUGAAAAAUGAAUUUUAAAUUAAAGACUAAAUUUUAGUGCUGCUAUACAAAUUUAAUAGCUAUGCUGAAUUAAGUUUGUCAGUCCUUUUCUUGUACAUUGUCAGUACAUUGGUAAGAAAAAGAUGCACAUACUCUAAAGUUAGUUUAGAAAAAGAUAUCAGAAUCAACGCCAUUGUUCAAGUUAUUUACCGGGCAUUGUAAAGGGAUCUUAAGCGCGUUGUGCUGAUGCUGAUGUCGCCUCGUUCCAUAUUCAAAAUUGUACAAUUCGUUGCGUUCGGCGCGUGCAGCUGUUUACAUAAACGCGAUCAGCAUUAUAAAAUUAUUUCUACGGCCACAACGGCGUACGGCUGUGCAUAUUUUAAUUUAUCAUUAUUAAUUAUUGUAUUAAGUAUAUUCUUUGUUUUAUUGAACUAACUAGGUCCCUGAAAGUAACGAGUAUCAAAUCCUUUUGAAUCUGGCAUCACUUAAAAGCUAGAAUCCAGAGCCGAAAACAAUAACCUUUACUUUCGCAAACUUCUGACUAGUGUUGCCAGUUCAUUAUUUUUUUAAACAACGACGAUUUCAUAUAUGAAUCCUCUCCUAUAUUAUCUUUUUUCUUUACCACGUAUGAUAGUGUUCAAAUAUGCGUAAUAGGUCAACGUUUUAACAUUACGUUUACAAUAAUAUUUGAGGUACUUCAUCGCUAUGACAACACGCUAUUUAAACGUUUAGUUAAUGCUAGUUAUAACCACGAGCUUAUGGAUGCUUUAAACUUCAUGCCAUUAAAACGAUUCACCGCACCAAUUGCACCACUCAGCAGAAUAGUAGAACUCUAUUUUCAAUAAUAAUAAAAUGUGUGUUAACUUUUGCUAACCAUGAGGCUUGACAUUCUGUCUCUAUUAUCUUCGCUACGUCAGUAAAAAAAGCUACACAGAUUAAAAGGCAAGUCAUUAAAUUAACAUUGUUUAUGCUUUUCGUUUAUAUUUUUAUUUGUAUGCAAUAAACUCGACAAUAUUUUAGCGUUUUGAUUUGGUCAGUAUUUAGAUUAUUUCAUUUCUAUAGAAUGUUUAACAUUCCAUGGGCGUUAAAUGUAAAUAUUUCAGAACGCCCAUUCAAAAAUUUUAACGAUUUUGUCGAUGUUCGAUUUUCAAAUGUAGUGUGGUGUUUAAAUGUGAAUUUAUAUUUGUAUAAUCGGACCGUUUACUUAAUUUUGAUGUUUCCUAAACUACGUUCACUUUAACUUGUCCCUUGCCUUCAUGUUGGCACUAUUACAGUUCACACAAUAAUAAUCCUUAUGUUCUAAGGAAUAAAGCAAUGGUGCCAACGUGACGGCAAAGGACAAAUUAUAGUGAACGGUCUUUAGAGGUGUGACUCCUUGCCCUUUGGUGACGUAAUAUAAAAUCCAUAAUAUCAUAUUAGAUGCACAAGACUUCAACCGUUUAUCGAUGUAUAAAAUAGACAUAAGGUAAUCCAAAGUAACCAUAGACGUGAAGUUAAUAAGUGAAGGAAAUUGUAAGAAAACUGUAUCCCUAUUACAAGCUUUUAUGGUUUUCGAAAGAUGCUUAGUUGAAACUUUGUAAAAUAAAUCCUUUGUAAAAAUUAGUGGCAAUUCUGUUCGAUUUAAAACACGGAGCUGGUAUAUUUUAGCCUAUAUUUUCUUAAUUAUUCAAGAUAGGCUCGCGUUAAACGACAAUAAUCGGAUUGUGGAAAGCAAUGAAGAGUUCUAGGUUUGAGCACGUUUGCCUAGAUUCUAGGCCCUAGAAGACACCUAUCCAUACUAAUAUUAUAAAUGCGAAAGUGUGUCAGUCUGUCUGUCUGUCUGUCUGCUACGUUUUCACGGCCCAACCGCUGAACCGAUUUGAAUGAAAUUUGGUACAGACAUGGGAUACAUCCCGGGGAAGGACAUAGGCUACUUUUUAUCCCGGAAAAUCAAAGAGUUCCCACGGGAUUUAAAAAAACCGAAAUCCACGCGGGCGAAGCCGCGGGCAUCCUCUAGUUCCUUAUACGUGGAUGAAAACACGGACGCCGUAAGGGCUAAACCUUAGCGUUUCGUAUCAGAAACGUUGAACUAAAACGUUUCGUGCGAGAAGAUUGAACGUGGACCACAUAAGGAUGCCUACACUCACAGUUUCAAGCUGUACUGUAACAGAACGGUGAAGAAGGAACAAGAUUGUGAAGAUUUCGAAAACUAUCAUCGAAAAUCUCAAAAUAUUUUAAUAUGUUGCAAAAUCGAACUAGGGAUGAAGAGUAAAAGUUCUUAACUAGAACAAAAAUUGUCUAAAUAUUUGUUCUUAAUUUGCUUGAGUGAAGGGAUUGUAUAAGACUUGAGGACUGAUUAUUUCUAUGAAGGUAUUUUUGUAGGAUAUACGGUUGAUCUAAAAGACAACAAAUACGUUAAAAAAAAUAUCACUCUGCGUGCAUCUGGUGUUAAGCGAUAGGCAAUAGAUAAUAACAAAUACAUAAUAAAUUAUUGCAACAAAGUACCUACAGUAGCGGACAGGAAAUAUUGUUCAUCGACCUUUAGAAAGGGAUUUUGGCUUCGUAGAGCGUUGUCUCUGUCACUCAUACUUAUGUGACGUUUUGUUGGUCUCAACGACAGAGACAACGAAACCGCUAUAUCUUUCUAAAUUUCGAUAUACAAUAUUUCCUGCGCGGGUACUGUAUUUAAUUAUUCCUCAGCCUACAAGAACUAAAUAAUUCAUAAAAUGCCCUAGGAGUCAGUCCUUUUGCAUCUAUGGAGUGCACGCCACUGGUUGUUGCAUAAAAAAACCAUCCACCAAUAAAGUCGUGACUUAUUUAAUGUGCGUGUAUACCCUAAACUUUAAAAAAUAAAUAUUGAAUUUAACUAUCACUUAGUCCUUGGUUAGGACAAUUUAAUUCUGCGCGCCGAAUCGCGAAUAUAUCUACAAAGUAGAAACGCUUGCUUACAAGUGAGAUAGCUAAUUACAUUUCUAAAAUAUGUGGAACAGAGAUAAACAUACAACUUUGUAUAAAUAUUUUGUCUGUCAAAACUUUACUGGGAUAAACAGUCAAUACUAGUUUUGACGAAUGAGGUUGGUCAAAAGUAAUUUUGACUAAAAAAUGACAGUGAAAAGUGGCCAAGUGCAUUAACAACUAUUCUCCUUCAAUUCAGCGCGCAGAAUUUAUCAUCUAUUUAUAUUAAUUAUAUCUGGGCCUAGUAUUAAUGUAAGUUAUUGUGAGACCGUCCUUACCCAGAUAAUGGUAAGCGAAGGCGUAGUUAUACCUAAAUAUUUAACUGUUUUGUAACGAUUAAGUCAUGUUAUGAACUUAUAAUAAUUAAUAUUAAAUAUAGUUUCCGAA
Maniola jurtina (meadow brown) is the source of this 5741-nucleotide messenger RNA. It is a transcript of the gene Scamp, whose product is annotated as secretory carrier-associated membrane protein 1. Gene Ontology annotation, cellular component: recycling endosome membrane; trans-Golgi network membrane. The coding region runs from base 160 to 1203 and encodes 347 amino acids. Gene Ontology annotation, biological process: protein transport. The record is from RefSeq and is a predicted model, not a curated record. The transcript is spliced from 9 exons. Lineage: Eukaryota; Metazoa; Arthropoda; Insecta; Lepidoptera; Nymphalidae.